This is a messenger RNA of Castor canadensis (American beaver), 697 nucleotides long. RefSeq names its product defender against cell death 1 (gene Dad1). Lineage: Eukaryota; Metazoa; Chordata; Mammalia; Rodentia; Castoridae. Gene Ontology annotation, cellular component: oligosaccharyltransferase complex; membrane. Gene Ontology annotation, biological process: protein N-linked glycosylation. The record is from RefSeq and is a predicted model, not a curated record.
ACGCGCAGACUCCACAUCCGUUGUGGACGUCGGAUCCUCCAGGAGUUCGUGGAGCGCGGCGCGAAUAUCUAGUGUGUAGUCAGUCAUGUCGGCGUCGGUAGUAUCAGUCAUCUCCCGGUUCUUGGAGGAGUACUUGAGCUCCACUCCGCAGCGGCUGAAGUUGCUGGACGCGUAUCUCCUGUACAUACUCCUGACCGGGGCGCUGCAGUUCGGUUACUGUCUCCUCGUGGGGACCUUCCCCUUCAACUCUUUCCUCUCGGGCUUCAUCUCUUGUGUGGGGAGCUUCAUCCUAGCGGUUUGCCUGAGAAUACAGAUCAACCCACAGAACAAAGCGGAUUUCCAAGGCAUCUCCCCGGAGCGAGCCUUUGCAGAUUUUCUCUUUGCCAGCACGAUCUUGCACCUUGUUGUCAUGAACUUUGUUGGCUGAAGCAUUCCUGUCUUACCCGAGGAGUAGCAGACUAGAAGAACGUUCACUUUUUGAUGUUUCUUGGAUAAGAGUUUUUGAGACGGCAGCUUGUUGGACAUGUGGAUUCUUCAGAUUAGUACUUACUACCGACUUUGAUUUGGUAUGCAGGUGGAGAGCCGGGAGAAGUUCCCUUACUCUGUCAGACAACCUUUGUAAUGAACAUUUAUUAAUACGAGCUCUGCCUUCUGUUAAGUGUAACCCUUUACUUUCCAAAAAUUAAAAAACUGCAUC